AUGGCACGUGACGCGGGAAUGGAUGGGCUACCCGCAUGUGAUGUGCAUACUCCCUUCCGCACAUACUCCCUUCCUCACAUCCUACCAUCCUCACAUCUCCCUUCCUCUCAUCCUCCCUACCUCUCAUCCCUCCUUCCUCUCAUCCUCCCUACCUCUCAUCCCCCCUUCCUCUCAUCCUCCCUUCCUCACAUCGCCCUUCCUCUCAUCCUCCCUACCUCUCAUCCCCUCUUCCUCUCAUUCUCCCUUCCUAUCGUCUUCCCACCCUCUCGUCCGCCCUUCCUCUCAUCCUCCCUUUCUCUCAUCCUCCCUUCCUCUCAUCCUCCCUUCCUCUCAUCUUCCCUUCCUCUCAUCCUCCUGCCCUCUCAUCCUCCCUUCCUCUCAUCCUCCCUUUCUCUCAUCCUCCCGUAG
Molecule: messenger RNA, 408 nt
Organism: Closterium sp. NIES-65
Lineage: Eukaryota; Viridiplantae; Streptophyta; Zygnematophyceae; Desmidiales; Closteriaceae
Source: the annotation of a GenBank genome assembly